Medioppia subpectinata is the source of this 705-nucleotide messenger RNA. Lineage: Eukaryota; Metazoa; Arthropoda; Arachnida; Sarcoptiformes; Oppiidae. The record is from the annotation of a GenBank genome assembly.
AUGAGAUUUGCACAAAACCCCACACUCUAUGGUUUGGACUACUAUUUCAAAUCACCAAUGCUUCCAAUACUAAUAGUAUUAGCCAUUAUGUUUGUGGGCAUAUGUGUGGCGUUGAACCUAUUCAGCAGGGCCCUUAAGGCAAAGGAUCGGAUGAGAGCUAUAACUAAAAUAAUGUUUGAACGACAGAGACAUGUGUCCAAUGAAAUGAGACGGGAGUGCAAAUGUCAUGGCAUGAGUGGCUCGUUUGACGGCGCGUCUCGAGUGCUCGUCAGUAAUGACUAUCGCGGACUCACCAGAAAAAAGUAUAAAAAAGUUCAGCUCAAACCCUAUGAGACCGGAUAUAAGAGUCCGACGCGAAAAGAUUUAAUAUAUUUUGAAGAAUCGCCUGAUUUUUGUGUUACGAAUCAAAAGUUUGGUGUUUUGGGCACAAAAGGAAGGGUUUGUAACGACACGUCUAUCGGCGUUGAAGGAUGUGAUUUGUUAUGUUGUGGUCGCGGAUACAAAACUGAGAUUAGAGAGGAGUUAGAGCGAUGUAAUUGCACUUUCCAUUGGUGCUGUCAGGUGAAGUGCAACAUUUGUAAAGCAAGGAAAACAGUUCACACAUCACACCUGUCCCUCAUAAGUAUAUUGAGCUCCACAAGAGUGCUGAUGACCAUUGCAUUAGUCUUGUCUAAUAAGACAUGUGUCGAAAUACCCUUUACUUAA